GUGUAGUCCAAAGUCCUGCCGGUAUCUUGCACAUUGAAUCUGCAGAAUCUCCUUCGCAGUCCUAGUACUUUGAAAUCACUCAAUGCAUCGGUGCUGCCGGCGGUAGCGCUCUGUGCUUCUUCCUAAAUCCAAUUCCCACCACCAUCUCCGCAAAGAUGUCUACCUCGGAUUCAUACAUCAUUCAGGAUGCCUCUCCGGAAUCUUCCAAUGACCAAGACGAGAUCGAUUCGCUUCCUUCUUCGGAUCUCAGUAGUGAUUUAGACUCGGAGGAAGAGUCCGACGCACAGAAGGAGUGGGAAGCAAGCUUACAACAGCUGGAAUUGAUCUUGACGAUGGUCAUUGUGCCUUACGCUGGGAAGUACUUUGGCAGAAAGUUUGCAUAUUGGAGUUGGGCAAAAUACAUGACCUGGAUGUAUCCCGUCGAAGUCAGGUACACGAACAAAACUGCAUUUAAGGCUGCCGGUGCGGUGGAAGCUGCUGCAUCACUGUGAUGACAGAAUGGACAUAUGAGGCUGCAUAAAGUAUAGACGCCAGAUUAUGGGAGAAGCCUGCAGGUAUUGCAUUGGGAUUGGCGUUGAUGGUGUUCAAGCAUAUUGUGUAUAGAUUGUGCUUUUACAAGCACCAGUACAUAUAAGAACGAAGCUCCUCUUGACGAGUGGAUACCUCACAAAGACCUACCUUUGGAAAGUAUGAAAGGGAUACUUAGAUGGUACUUUCUCGAAGAACUUCUAGGAUGACUAAAUUGCACCGAGAAAUUGGAAGCUAAAUCGAGUGGCGAGAUAACCUUCUACAUUCAAACAUCUCUUCC
Molecule: messenger RNA, 808 nt
Organism: Mollisia scopiformis
Lineage: Eukaryota; Fungi; Ascomycota; Leotiomycetes; Helotiales; Mollisiaceae
Exons: 2
Coding region: 156-491 (111 amino acids)
Biological process (GO): mitochondrial outer membrane translocase complex assembly; protein insertion into mitochondrial outer membrane
Cellular component (GO): mitochondrial outer membrane
Source: RefSeq, a predicted model, not a curated record